AUGGCUGCUACUGACACGUAUCCCCGCCCCGAUUUCCAGCGCUCCACCCUCCACUGGCAAUCGCUCAAUGGACCAUGGGACUUUAUCUUCGACGACGACGACAUUGGCUUGGCUUCAAGGUGGCAGCACAAAGGCCUCCCCAAUGAGGUCAAGGUAUCGGCCGAGGCCACCAGAGCCGCCGAGGAGGACGCGCAGCAGAACAGUAUCACUCAGAAGAUUGCCUCGGGCACCCAGGAGCUCAUUCAAAAUAAUGUUCUGUCCACGACAGAAAGCGGUCAGGCGGUCCACGUUAAGCGCCAGAUCAAGGUGCCCUUUGUCUUCCAGGCUCCUGCCUCGGGCAUCAACGACCGCGGCGUCCACGAGGUGCUCUGGUACGAGCGCUCCAUCUCCGACCUCCGCACUCCCGAGGAGAAGGAAGCGGGAAACCGAAUCGUCCUGAGAUUCGGGGCCGUCGACUACUUGGCCAUUGUCUGGGUGAACGGACAGCACGUCGGUGGACACCGCGGAGGUCAUGUACCUUUUGAAAUUGAUGUCACCGAUGCUAUCGACGCCGUCAACGACGCCAAGGAGCACCGCCUCACGGUCCGCGUCUAUGACUCGGCCUACGACCUGACGCAGCCCCGCGGAAAGCAGUAUUGGGGAGCCAAGCCCGAAAGUAUCUUCUACACACCAUCAGGUGGCAUCUGGCAGAACGUCUGGCUCGAGUCAGUCCCCACCGCUCGCAUUGCAGACAGCAGCCACGGCACCGUCAUCCGCUCCAACGACAUCUACUCGGGUAUCCUGUAUAGUACCGUUGCCAUCACUGGACGCCGCGCUGGCCAGAAGCUGAGUGUCGAGAUUGAAGCCAGCUUCUCGGGCGUCCGUGUCGCUAAAACGGACAAGAUCAACCUCACCCGCGAAAGCGACAGCGCCUCCCUCGACCUCCAGCUUCGCCUGUCCGAGGAGAAGCGAAGCAGCCUCCCUGCUUCGCUGUUGCGCAAUGCUCCCCUUGGCGACGAGUGGGCUUGGCGUGAUGGCUUGGCGCUCUGGUCUCCCGAGCACCCCCAGCUCUACGACUUGACGAUCCGCCUCAUUGACGUGAGCUCGGGCAAGGCCAUCGAUGAGGUCAAGACGACAACGGGAAUGCGCUCCAUAAAUUGGACAAAGGGUGACGGCAACUGGCACCUCAAUGACCGCCCCUACUUUCAGGCUCUCUGCCUCGACCAGGGCUACUGGAAGGACACUUUCAUGACUCCUCCCAACGCCAAUUCCCUCCGCCUAGAUGUUGAGCUGGGUAAGAAGAUGGGCUUCAACGGCUGCCGCAAGCACCAAAAGGUUGAAGAUCCCCUCUUCUACUACUGGGCCGACAAGCUGGGCUACCUCGUGUGGGGCGAGAUGGCCAAUGCCUACCAGUUUAGCCGUGAGUACGUCGAGCGCUUCAACCAGGAGUGGGAGGAGGCUGUCAAGCUUGUCAUAAAUCGUCCCUGCAUCGUCACCUGGACCCCUGUGAACGAGAGCUGGGCCUACACUUCUCUCAAGGAUAAUGUUGAGCAACGCAACCACAUUCGUCAGCUCUACUACCAGACCAAGGUUCUCGAUCCUACGAGGAGCAUCAACGACAAUUGCGGCUGGGAACACGUCAUCCCGGACCUCACCACGUUCCACGAUUACACGGACGGUCCCGAGCUCGCGAAGACAUGCGCCGACCGCAAUGCUAUUCUUGGCCUCAAGGCUGGUCGUGACAUGUUUGUGCCCGCUCUUACUGGCAAAGACCCUGGCGCCAAACACAUUGAGGGUGCUCCUAUAAUGAACACCGAGUGCGGUGGUGUCAACAUUGCUACUGGCAGCAGUGAUGGACAUAACUGGGGCUAUACGACGGCGUCGGACCCUGAGGAUCUCCUCAAGCGUCUUUCCAAGAUUGUCAAGGGUAUUACGGCAGGCGGCUACUGCUGCAGCUUCGUUUAUACUCAACUUACCGAUAUUGAGCAAGAGACCAACGGACUCUAUACGUUUGAUCGCAAGGAGAAGCUGGACUCAUCGCGGGUCAAGGCCUUGUUCGACGAGGCGGCCCAGAUUUACUACGACCGUGUCAAAUAA
Messenger RNA from Geosmithia morbida, 2076 nucleotides. Its product is annotated as Beta-galactosidase/beta-glucuronidase. Gene Ontology annotation, molecular function: hydrolase activity, hydrolyzing O-glycosyl compounds. The record is from RefSeq and is a predicted model, not a curated record. Lineage: Eukaryota; Fungi; Ascomycota; Sordariomycetes; Hypocreales; Bionectriaceae. The transcript has 3 exons. Bases 1 to 2076 code for a protein of 691 amino acids. Gene Ontology annotation, biological process: carbohydrate metabolic process.